Molecule: messenger RNA, 816 nt
Organism: Mesorhabditis spiculigera
Lineage: Eukaryota; Metazoa; Nematoda; Chromadorea; Rhabditida; Rhabditidae
Source: the annotation of a GenBank genome assembly
AUGGGCGAAGAACUCGACAAAAGCCUCCUGAAGGUGUUGGACGCGAAAGCUCAGGGAACGGUAGCUAUUUUCGACAAAGGAGAAUAUUACGCGGCGUACGAAGAUGAUGCCCAGCUGAUCGCUCGUGAGAUAUUGCUCAGCGAUGCGGGCUUGAAAAAAUUGACGUUAUGUGAUCGCCCGAUCGUGUACCUGACGUUGAAUCCGGCCCAGUACAAUCGUGUCGUUCGUGAGACGUUGACGAUUCUACGCUUCCGCGUCGAAUUGUACGAUGCGCCGGACUCUAUUUGGGCGUUGAAAGCCAAGGGAACUCCCUCCAACCUUGGCGACUUUGAGGAAAUGAUCGGCAUCUCGGAAACACCCGUUUUGAUGGCCAUAAAGUUUCUUUCAAUGGUUUCCGACGCUGAUAACAAGGUGGCUGUCGCUUUUUGCGACCCUGGCGAAUAUCGAAUUGCGGUGGCCGAAUUCAAUGAUUCCGGCAUUUUCUCCACCACCGAGCAAUGCAUCAUUGGGAUGGCCCCGCGUGAAGUUUUGUUCCUAGACGCCAACGAGAAUACGGACCGCGUCAAGAAGUUGCGGCAAUCGUUCAAGCGCACCGAUGUCUCGGAAGUACACUUUGACCACUCGAAAUUGCCAAACGUCGAAGGAUUGUUCAAGAAGAAAGAAUCGAUUGACGAACUUGGGGUGGAUCUUCGACAGUGCGUGACAGCUCUACUCGUCUUUUUGAAGCUCGCCGACCAAGAGGGGGCCGCCGGAAAGUUUCAGGAUAGGUGGAAAAUAUCUAUGGCCCGAGGUCUCGUCGAGGCGUGGUGCGCUGAG